Messenger RNA from Neodiprion virginianus, 1538 nucleotides. RefSeq lists its product as uncharacterized. Lineage: Eukaryota; Metazoa; Arthropoda; Insecta; Hymenoptera; Diprionidae. Bases 378 to 833 code for a protein of 151 amino acids. The record is from RefSeq and is a predicted model, not a curated record. The transcript is spliced from 3 exons.
GUUCCAGUAGCUCAUUCGCCAAUUACUCACGAAGAUAGAACCAACGGCACAGAGGCCCUGCAGCAAACGUAUAAUAUUUUGACCACGUUCAAUCAGUGUCCGAAUCGCAUUUACGCGAUCAGUAAAUGCGUAUGCUUGCGCCUUUUACUUACGGCUUCGGUUAUCUUGAAUCCAAUUAGUCCGUAGUCGAUGAGCUCAAUUAUUGCCAUAGCGGUAAAUAUUGCACCUUGCAGAUGUACUUUUAGGCUAAACUUCGACGCUGUCAGUCUGUUUCUUCAAAUUUUUUAAACGAUUUUAAGCGACGUAACAUAAAGACGAGAUCGCGCCUUCGUGGAACUUAAAAGCACGAUUGGAAGCUUUGAAAAAAUUAACUACAGAUGCAUCCGAUCUUUUUUCGCGGUAGCAAGUACUGCACAAAGCUACUGGAAUGGAUUACAUGCUUCGUGUGCAUCGUCUCUGCGUGUUACAUGGAGGUAGAUUCUUGGCCACGAGGGGCAUUCGUCGUAGCAUUGACGUCAUGUGGCACCAGUCUCGUGAUCAGUACCGUCUUCAUCGUGUCCCACGCGACAAGAAACGUCCACGAAUUCACCGAAGCCGUGUUCGACGUUUUGUGUAUAACAAUUUUGGCCGUUGGAAUUUGCGUGUCAGUCAAGCAGCGGAGCGGUAAUAAACUCGACGAGCUCUUCAUCGGCCUUUUGGCUCUGAACGUCCUCUUCUUUCUCUCGGACUUGGUCGUUUAUCGAAUAGUAUACGACCCCGUUUUGUGCUGCUGGAUAGCGGUGAGGCCAUUGGUAAAAACCGACGACGAUCAGAAUGAGCGCAACGACGAUUAGCUCCAGAGAAACCGCUCCAAAUAUUUGACCAACUUUUCUAAUAGAUAUAUCAAGAUCAUACCCAUCACUCAGAAUUGCGCGUCAAUUUAAAUGGGUUGAUAUAAGUCGAGAAUUUUAUUCGUGCGUCAGCUUUAUUUUAAACUCAAACACGCGCUCGGGUUUUUGGUAUUCAUGAAUAUACAUUAUAUAAUGUACAAAAAGAUGAAACUGUACAAGUUUGAACACCUGUUCAGCUAUCGUGGAGUACAUGAAUUGGCAGUCUUAUGCGACAUGUUUGAUCGAAUGACUCGUUACAGAACCCCACGCCUAUCAACAAAUUGUGAACGAGGCGAUUGGUACAUUGAAAAAGAAUGAAGAAAAAUAUAAUCGGGUUGUUAUAAUCAUUAAUUGCACUUAUCAUACGUAAAAUAAUACAUAUUAUAUACCUACAUAAUAUAAUGUAAUACCUAUAGAUACUCAAAUGUGUGUAUUAUAAAAAUAUUACCAUUUCUAACUUGUACUAAUAUUUUGCAUAACAUUUCGCGACAAUAUAUAAUGUUUUAUGCAGGUGCGAUAAUUGUCUGAUAAGUUAUCAAAUUGUCGGUAAACUUUGACGAAACGUCGUGUCCAGUUGAAAUGAAAUUAAGUGAACUUGGAAAAUCGUUCACACGCUAUAUCAAAUUUAAAAGAUGUAUAACUCGAAACCUUUAUACUCGCUUAUAAAAA